This is a messenger RNA of Guillardia theta CCMP2712, 357 nucleotides long. RefSeq lists its product as hypothetical. The transcript has a single exon. The record is from RefSeq and is a predicted model, not a curated record. Bases 1 to 357 code for a protein of 118 amino acids. NCBI's taxonomy places the organism in Eukaryota, Cryptophyceae, Pyrenomonadales, Geminigeraceae.
AUGAUCACACGCAGUCAAACAGACUCUACUACCAGGAAUCAGGCCAGAGGUGAACAAAUCUCUAUUUACGAGAGACUUGCUCGUAGCACGAAGGAGGAAUUGCGAUGCAUCAUCGUCUUGCAUCUGGACUUGAAGCACAACUGCAAACCCACUCGCAAGCAGCUGAAUGAGGUUGCGAAGAGGAUCCACGUCCUUCCUGCCAACCGUGCUAACUUCAUUGCGCUCAUCCGAGCUUAUCUCAGCCUGCACCACAGCAUCAAGAGGCUGAGGAGUCUGCAUGGCCUCGAGCCAUUCGAGUUCGUUGUCCCGACCACCGACGAGGAGUUGUACUCCUUGCUCCUGUCUAUCUUUUAUUAG